This is a messenger RNA of Heterostelium album PN500, 495 nucleotides long. RefSeq lists its product as uncharacterized. The record is from RefSeq and is a predicted model, not a curated record. Lineage: Eukaryota; Evosea; Eumycetozoa; Acytosteliales; Acytosteliaceae. The transcript is spliced from 6 exons. Bases 1 to 495 code for a protein of 164 amino acids.
AUGUCUAUGGAAGGAUUCGGUUCAGUUAAGGAGUCUUUUGAUCAAAUCAUUCAGAAGGCUCCACAUCUCAUAACAACUGAAAAGAAAAAGAGAAUUGCUGCAUCAUUCCAACAACUACAAGAAGAAAACAAAUCAUUGAAGGGUGAGAAAAAGAAUCUUAGAAAUAGAAUCGAUGAGGAAACCAAUCUUUUACAGAUACUGAGUGAUCAAGCCGAUGGUCUAAAGAGAAUUCUCUCUGAAAAGGAUGUUGAAAUCAAUGCUCUAAAUCAAACAAUCAAAGAACAAUCAGAUAAUCUAUUAACUUUUAAACAGAAUUUAGAGAAUGAAAGUAAAUUAAAAGAUGAAACUCAGAAGAUGGAUGGACUACAACAAACAAUCAAUGGUCUCAAUCAGAAGAUUAAUGAUCUCAGUUUGGAGCGUGAUCAACUCGCUGGCUCACUCGAGGAGGAGCGAAAAGUUGGAUCAGGUCAACAGGGAGCAAGAGCAGCUGAAUGA